Platichthys flesus (European flounder) is the source of this 1750-nucleotide messenger RNA. RefSeq names its product V-set and immunoglobulin domain-containing protein 1-like. Gene Ontology annotation, cellular component: plasma membrane. Gene Ontology annotation, biological process: maintenance of gastrointestinal epithelium; epithelial cell morphogenesis. The record is from RefSeq and is a predicted model, not a curated record. The transcript is spliced from 7 exons. Lineage: Eukaryota; Metazoa; Chordata; Actinopteri; Pleuronectiformes; Pleuronectidae. The coding region runs from base 88 to 1011 and encodes 307 amino acids.
ACUUUCGGUGGUGCCUUGAAAUACAGCGGUGAAGACCGUGGAAAGGUCCGUUCAGAAGAAACUUUUUUCUCCGAAUUUUUUUGAAAGAUGAUGUCCUCCAUGUUGGGCUUGUUGGUUCUUGCAAGCAUCAUAGGACGGGUUGAGCUGAUCACAGUCAGUACGCCGUUCAAAUCCAUCAACGUUACAGUGGGUGGUAGUGUCCUCCUCCAGUGUGAGUUUGAGACUAUUGCGGACACCUCCGGCCUCACCAUCCAGUGGGACUUUAUGUCAUCAGCUGCCCCACAGCAGAUCUAUUACUAUCAGUCAGGAAAGGACGUCAUUUCCAAACCGUAUGAGGGCAGAAUCCAACCUCCCUCCUCGCCAGGCCCGAACAAAAACGCCUCGAUAACAAUACACAAUAUGCAGCCAUCAGACAGUGGAUAUUACACCUGUGAGGUUCACAACUUCCCUGAUGUGAACGGAAAGUCUCAGGUCAAUAUCGCUGUGAACGUGCAUGAGAGGCCCUCUCCUCCUUACUGCGCCGUCCACGGUGACGUUGAGUCGGGUCACCUGGUAACUCUAACCUGCCACAGUGAGCUUGGAAGCCCGACACCAACAUACACCUGGACCAAACUGGACCAGGCUAAGACCAGGAUGCCUGUUCUGGGACAAACAAGCCCAGCUGGAAUAUUGAAAAUCACAAACAUUUCCCAGUUUCAAUUUGGGGAGUACCAGUGCAACGCGACAAAUUUUGCCGGUUUUUCAGUCUGCACCAUAGAGCUGACUGCCGAAGUGGGAGAUGGAGUGAUUGCUGGUGCAGUGAUUGGUGCGUUACUCGGGUGCCUGCUCAUCAUCCUGGUCGUGUGGUUCAUCGCUCACACGGUGAAGAGGCAUAGAUACAAAGCAGUGAAGGCGCCAGAGGCCAACGAGAUGAAGGGGAGCUCUCGCACGACCCAGGAAGCCACUGACAGCGUUCCCACGGCAACCACAGCCGGAAACCUCCAGGCUGGGGGAGAUGAGCCAGAGGCCUAGAACGAGACCUGCUGAGAACAACUGGAGCGACGUCACUUAUCUGAACAGCAGGGUGUCCAGGAAGUUCAGGCCUGAACAUACGUCAUUCUCAGAUUCAAUAAAUACCAUAAAUGAUAUUGCAUGCUGUGUAUUUACCAUACAGUCUUUUACUGCUGUGUCACUCUUACCAUUUGUGUUUACUCUCAGCAUCUUUAUACCAUGUUUUCUUGUCAUCGUUUUUUUUUGUUUUUAAAGUGUGACAAUCGUUGUAUCUGUUUUUAAAUAUGCUUUAGGCUAUACUCUAUGGUAACCAAUCUUUGAAUUUAUUUCACGAAUCAAUACAUAAAUACAUUUCUGUUUUACAAUGCUGAUAUGAUGAGGUCAGAGUUGGAGUCUGCAUUGUGCAAAUUGCAGGUUGAUUGGUGCUGUCGCUCAAAUAACUGCAGCAGUCUGCAACAGACUCACUGUAUGUCUUUGUCUUUCUUCUACAUGUCUUACACACAUCUUUGGUUUUGAACCUUGAAACAAAAAUAAUCAAAUAAAGGUUUUCAAAUGAUAAAAUAUCAAAAUUUAGAAUCACAAUGCAAUAUUUUACAGUUGAUAGAUAUCACAAACUAAUCCCUGAAGAGAAGGAUGAAUGGGAUCCUAGUCUUUUAUUAAUUGUUGUUAAGUGACACAAGUUAUCGGGCAACUGUAAGUGAAGGUUUUUAUGCAUUAAGAUUUACAGAAUUUGAUGAAAAUAAAAUGUUGUGUUUUAUGA